This is a messenger RNA of Folsomia candida, 2518 nucleotides long. RefSeq names its product glycine receptor subunit alphaZ1. Gene Ontology annotation, biological process: regulation of membrane potential; nervous system process; signal transduction. Lineage: Eukaryota; Metazoa; Arthropoda; Collembola; Entomobryomorpha; Isotomidae. The record is from RefSeq and is a predicted model, not a curated record. Gene Ontology annotation, molecular function: neurotransmitter receptor activity; transmembrane signaling receptor activity; extracellular ligand-gated monoatomic ion channel activity. Gene Ontology annotation, cellular component: synapse; membrane; neuron projection. The transcript has 12 exons. Bases 577 to 2262 code for a protein of 561 amino acids.
CACGAUUUUCUACUAAUAAAAAAGUCUCACUUGCUAAAAGGGAUCCAUUCCACGGCAUUAAUUCCACCGUCAUCGCUGCACUUGAAGGGAGCAAGUAGUUAUCAGACAUGGACAACAAGAAGAGGCGAAUCAGGUUUUGAUGGCGUCUUUGAUGGCACAAGAAAAUCAAGUCAACUUGUUUCCAGAGAUCAGGACUCGCUUUGUUGGUCAAGUUAUGAUGUGUCCAUCCAAUCCAGGAGAAGGAUGCAUGCAUAUUAAUUAUUCCACUUUCCAAAGAUACUUACCUUGUAUGUCCAGCCAUUUGUACAUAUUUACCUGUUUCUAGCUAGUCCUUCUACGCUGGAGGAGUGCAUCAGAACGACGCGUGCCUGGAGGAUGGAUAGAACCUUGGGAAUUACACUCGGACCAUGCAACAAGUCGAAGUUUUUCAGCAUAUUUCAGAAUUUUAUUAUUAUGCCGAACUGAAUUUCAGCUACAGUGUUGAUAACGUAGUGAUCGUUCCUAAUAAAUAAUUACGUAAUAUUAAUUCUGACUGAAUAUUGUUUAGAAGGUUGUGCAUACAUACAUAAUCGCAACAUGUGGGUACAAUUUUUUCGCCAUCGGGCACCAGCAGUGGUUACUAUUGUGAUAUUCUUAUUAGGAAAUGGAUUUCCUUCCACAAAGUCAGAAACAGCCGAAAAUAGUCUGCACAAAGUCAAACUUGUUAGAAAUAUCCGUGACUCACACUCUGGCCAGCUUUUCGGGGAUGCCGUUGAGACGGAAAAUAAUAUGGGGAAAAAGGCUGGCAAGGAUUUAGUCGGAUUUUUGCCUCUUCCUCCGGGUUACAACAAAUUGGUCAUUCCUCUGGGAAAUGUCAGCAAAGAAAUUUUUGUCAUGGUUCACCUUUCCAUCAGAGAAGUGACGGAUGUCGAUUACAACAAUGGGAUAAUUGAGCUUGACACCGAGCUCGGGAUCACUUGGAUAGAUUGGGAAGUUUGGAAGUUUUUUAUUGAAGAUGAAGAAGCUCAGAAAAAGGCGGCUGAUGGACCUGAAGAGAUCACGCUCGACGCAGAGUUUCUCAAACAAAUCUGGAAGCCAGAUAUUUUCAUAGAGGAGAUGGAAUCCGUCGAAAGCACAUCCAUCCUCACCAAGCUGGUAAAUCUUCGUUUCCUCGUUAAAAAUCCGGUGAUGCCUGGUGCCAUAACGUUCGAGGCGAGACAAACGUUCAAAGUGCGGUGCGAUAUGAAUUUUGAAUAUUAUCCGGCAGACAUUCAAGUGUGCCCUAUGAACAUAAGAUCAUAUUCAUACACCCAAGAACAACUAUUUGUUCUGUGGAAUCCAUCUCAAAGUGUGUUUCUCGACCAGACAGAAGAUUCCAAUUAUGAUUUCCAAGUUUCCGAUGUCGAACCGGGAGGACGGCUUUAUGAAAUGUUUACAAAGUCGCAAGCACCCUGCUGUCAACACCGAAAUUAUUCCACCCUGUCUUUCAAUCUCCAAAUGAGAAGAAAUAUCAACUAUCACUUUGUACAGACCUGCCUUCCUUCCAUUUUACUCAUUUUAAUCACUUGGCUCUGCUUCCUACUUCCACCGGAUAUGGUGGAAGUUCGAAUUGGUAUUUCUAUGACCACGCUACUCACGUUGACCGCAAUGUUCGGUGCAGUACGGGAACAAUCACCUCAGGUUUCAUACACAAUGGCAAUAGAUAUCUGGAUGGUGUUCUGCAUGUUCCUCCUCUUUUUGGCACUGGUCCUAUUCACAUUCAUCUAUUGGUUGCGUAGAAAAUCGAGAGAAGAUGCCGAAAAGGAAAAUUCCGCAAAACUCGACAGCAACGAGGCCGAAUCCGGCUUAGAAUUAGUCCGUCCCGACCUCAAGACCAGGACUUACACCGGCCUGGGAAAGAACAUCAAAAAGUACUCAUUUUGGUCAUUCGCCAUAAUUUUUAUCACAUUCCUCACCCUGUACGGAACCUGGUUAAUCGUCGCAUCCGAUUAUUACGCGUGGGACCCGUCGCCCAAAUAUAACUCGCUCCCAACCCUUGAAAAUGGGACGGAGACAGAGAAUCGGCUAUUUUCCAGGGAGGAAACAGAGUUCAAACCAACCUCGAAAAAGAAAGUGGUCGAAUCCACGUUCCGUUUUAAGGAUAUCUUUAAGCACGUGAUUUUCCCAAAGUUGCAAGAACUGGAGGCCAAACGCGGCGGUGGGAGUGAAAGCGAGGAAGAAUAUGUAGAGUCAGAGGAAACCACGAUGGCGAGUAUCACCGAAAAAAUUGGGGAUGAUCCUUAAAUGCAAUAUUUUAAUUUAGAUUAGUUCACAUAAAAAUAUGCAAAUAUUUGCUACAUUACGUAAUUGCUCAUUUGUAACUGUCGAGGGGAUGUCAGAUCCCAGUGUAAGAUAGGAAGACAUUGAUAUUCUUGAUUAUCCACGUACUCUAUUACAUAUGCGAAUACAUAUGCAUCUGUAUGCAUACGGACAAGCUCAGCUAGUCCUAAACUUGUCUCAAGUGCAAUAAAAUUGUUAUCGUUAAGCAGAAAAAAACAUG